Molecule: messenger RNA, 740 nt
Organism: Talaromyces proteolyticus
Lineage: Eukaryota; Fungi; Ascomycota; Eurotiomycetes; Eurotiales; Trichocomaceae
Exons: 3
Coding region: 95-577 (160 amino acids)
Biological process (GO): regulation of transcription by RNA polymerase II
Cellular component (GO): PcG protein complex; transcription regulator complex
Molecular function (GO): RNA polymerase II cis-regulatory region sequence-specific DNA binding; DNA-binding transcription factor activity, RNA polymerase II-specific
Source: RefSeq, a predicted model, not a curated record
CGACACUACAAGAAAAUACGAUGAAUAUGAGGAGAGGGUGCAAUCAUACACAAACUCAUACUCACACUCAUACUUUGUGCCACUCAACACUCAAAUGUCGCCACAACUACCUCUGUCUCCUCCCACCAAGAGUCAGCACAAAUGCUCGCAGCCAUCGAUAUUCAGCCUACUAAAAGACACAGACAGUAUUCAAAUAACCAAACAAGCUUAUCACAAUUCUACUAAACAAUCUUACUCGGCCUCAAUCAGUAAUGCGCCAUCUAUACAAAAAUCACAAUCACAGGUUACACUUCCAGCCAUUGCAGCUUCUCUCCUAAUACCACCUUCAGAGCGAGGCUCAGUCUCGCAGGAAUUGCGCAUGUCUCCUCCUACUCCCAUUAAUCGAUACGUCUGUCGAACCUGCCGUAAGGCAUUCUCGCGGCCAUCCGGUCUGCGCAUUCACUCGUACAGUCACACGGGUGAAAAGCCGUUCCGCUGCACCCAUGUGGGUUGCGGCAAGGCGUUCAACGUUCGCAGUAAUAUGAAGCGCCACGAACGGGGGUUUCACAGUGGGAGACCAUUAGCGGUUAUCGUUUGAUUUAUCUUCACGACCUGUUGAAUAUUUUCGAUGUAUUCUUUCUCAACUUUUAUUUUUUCAUUUACAAACAACUCUUGUCAGAUUUACGGAUGACGUUUGUAAAAAAGUGAGCGGGUCAAGCUGUGACAUACCCUGAUGCAGAUUACUACAACAUUAUCUAGAU